Messenger RNA from Penicillium arizonense, 2199 nucleotides. Its product is annotated as putative HMG box transcriptional regulator. Gene Ontology annotation, biological process: negative regulation of transcription by RNA polymerase II; cell differentiation; anatomical structure morphogenesis. Lineage: Eukaryota; Fungi; Ascomycota; Eurotiomycetes; Eurotiales; Aspergillaceae. The record is from RefSeq and is a predicted model, not a curated record. Bases 1 to 2199 code for a protein of 732 amino acids. Gene Ontology annotation, molecular function: DNA-binding transcription factor activity, RNA polymerase II-specific; RNA polymerase II cis-regulatory region sequence-specific DNA binding. The transcript has 3 exons.
AUGUCUUACGAUCGAGUGCUUCCCAAUCCCGUUGCUCUCCGCUAUGAGUCUGCUCAAGUCUCUUUGCCAAGACCGAGCAACUUACUCGAUCACAAAAUCAUGAACGACAACCUCAAGUCGAUGGCCCGGUAUCCUGAUGGGCCGGUCGGGGAUUCGGUGCAAUAUACUGAUGUCAGAUCAAAUGGUGUAUCACAGACCCAUCAGCAUCUAUCAGUGCUUAAUGGCCCUGUCAAACCCGUGGGCCCGAUGAUCUCAACUAAAGAGUUGCCUCUCCGGGACCGAUCUGAUCGAUCAUCGUCAUCCUCAGCCAGCAGCUCCAGCCCUGGCAAGUCACAGAAAGAGGGAGCUAUGCAGUUCUGCCUCUGCCAACCGGAUCCGAAAAUCCCCCGGCCACGUAAUGGUAAGUCGAUAUCCUCCGCGCCUUCAGACCUUGGCGGCAAGUCCUUUUCGAUUGUUUCUUUUGAUCUUGAGAGGCCAGGUCAGAUCUGUCGAACCCUGGUGAAUAUGGCUAACGUGGUUAAAGCGUUUAUCCUGUAUCGUCAGCACUAUCAGGCUAUGGUCGUGGCUCAUAACCCUGGUCUAGCAAAUCCCGAGAUCUCCAAAAUCAUUGGAGAGCAAUGGCGGUCUCUGUCCGAAGAUGACAAGAGUAAAUGGAAGGCACUUGCCGAGGAAGAAAAAGCUCGUCAUCAGCAGCAGUACCCCGACUAUCGGUACCAGCCUCGACGGUAUGGUCGGGAUGGUAAUGCACGCAAUGCUGCUUCAGGGAUUGGUCACAAUCCAACGGGCUCGUCCACCUGUAACCGAUGUGGUGGUCGCCUUAUGAAUGCACCUGCUUCUCCCAUGACUCCAUUCACACCGAGUAGUGCCACCGCUGGCUCUGGAUAUAGAUCAGGCAGCUUCUCAGCAGCUUCACCACACCCUAAUACGAUACCAAGAAACCGCGAAAAGGACUCGUAUCCAGUGCAAAAAAGCGUCAAGAUGGACCAAACUGACUCACGGUCUCGCCCGAGGCAAUGGGAAGAGAACGGUGGCUGCUCCUCAGACAACAAGCGCCGCCGGAUAUCCCAUGCCCACGCCCAUCCCCCAGCACACGCACCGUUCAAGCCAAGCUUACACUCCUACCGAGACCGGAGCCCCGAGGCUCCAAUGACCCCAUGGAGUGCUCGGCCAGACAUGGCACCACGUCACCUCCCCAUGCUUCAACCACAACGCCAAUAUAGUAGCAUCCCAGGCACACCACACCCAGACCCAAGUCUGAAACUCCCACCACUCCAAACCGCGACAACCCCAAUCAUGGCCCCAAUGACGCCCUUCCCAUUAGAAGACACCAGCGUCGAAGCUACAGUCAUGACAAUCCCCUUCCUGAAUAAGAUCAAAGUCCUCGCCAAAAUCUCCCCACCCCUGGUCCCCUCCUUCCGCGAAGGCAUCCCACCAGCCCGCGGCCCCGUCAUUGCCAUCGACGGCCAAGACCCAAACCUCGUCCAAUCAGCUGUCGAGUACCUAGAAAUCCUUCUAAAAAAGGAAUCUAAGUACCACGUCCGCGCCUUCGACGGUCCAGAGAUAAAAGCACCGCGCCCAACCGCCGCCGACGCAAACCAAGGCCAAGGCCAAAUGGGCGACGCAACAGUCGACUACCUCAACACAAUUUCCGCCUGGCAUCGCAUCUCGGACGAAGUAGUCGGCUUCGUUAAAUCCGUCUCAAGAGCGGGUUCCGUCGACGCUCACUCAAUAACCACAGACGAGGAAUCCGGUCCAAACGUCUCACCUAGAGCUCUCAUCCCGAAGACUGCAAAUCUGCAAAUCAACUCGCCCGCCCAAUCCAGCGACCACGGCUCAGAGGGCAGCGUCGUGUCAGCCGCUACAACAGGGAGCCAUUACUCCGUGCCUAUCGCGUUGGUGCCACGCUACCAGCUCACGACAGCAGAUGCCUUCGCGUGCUCCACGCCUAUUGGCGAUUCCUAUGCGCCGCUGGAUCACUGGCAGUGGAUGGCGUCACUGUGGCGGGCGUGUGUUGGGCCUGAUAUCACGGUCUAUGUGCGUGAGUGUGGGAAGGAGGAACUUGAUCGCAUGGGGGCUGUUGAGGUGCGGUUGCAGGAUGCGCGGACUGUUGUGUUGAGGAAGGUUAUUGGGAGGGAUUUGGAGGAUAAGGUUCUUCGGCGCAUGGGCUUUGAGAUUGAAGACUUUUUGACUCAUUUGUAA